AUGUUCGUCAUCAAAGCUACACUGAAAGAUGAGACUAGACGUCUCACUUUCGAUAGAUCAAAGUUUCCUCCUUAUAAUGAAGUACAACAGAAGCUCCGAAACAUAUUCAAUCUCCCUUCGACAGCUCACACAUAUUGGGUGAAUGUACUCCUCUUCCCCGACGAUGCCCGAGAGGCAAGAAUCAUGUUCAAGAAACAUGUUUGUGACGCUGCCGAAUACGAAUCCGCUCAAGCGCCAUUUCACCACAAUGGAUUACGUGCACCAGCGUUGGUCUUCACCGUUCUUCUCGCCUCCGACCCAAGAUUGAACAACAUCCAUGGGUAUCACCGAGCAAACAGCCUUCUCACCUCCGCUGGUGAUUUGGCUAUUCAUAUCUCUGCCAUCGAAGAAGACUUGGCUAAAAGAGUAUCACUCCUCACUGCUCUUGAAGACAAGCUCGCUUCAUGUCAAAAGGAUCAAGAUCCGGUUGGUGCUGCCUUCUGGGACGAGAGAGUCACCGAUAAGAAAAGAUCAGUCAAAGAUCUUGAGACUGAAUUGAUCGACUGUCAAUCAGAAUUCAGCAAGAUGAACGAUCAACUGGACGGCACUGCUCUCCCUGAUGGUUAUCCUCCUCAAUCGCUCCGAGACUACGUUGAGACUGAAGAAAAAGAGGAAGUGUCAAGAGCUCAACAGACAGAGGAUGAGUUGGCAGCUUGGAGAGCAGGUAACGAAUACGAAGUGGAAAGUCAGCUUUUCCCUCCUCUCGAGCAUCUCAUUCCUCCCCACGGUCCUCGAUAUCGACGACAUGGACCGGGUGGAUUCCGUCCUCGUCAAGGCUAUCCCCUGCCAGGUUUCCAUCCUCCUCGAGGCUGGGCUCCUCAGCCUUCUCCCGCUCCUUCACAUCUUCAAUCAGCAUCCUUUAGCGGGUUCGGGCCUUAUCCACCUCAUCAAGCAGGUCCACGGGGAGAGAGGGCUAUCCGAAAUAUCUUUGAUAGAGUUAGCGAUGUCCUCAACCCUGUCACGCCUGCUGAUCUCGUUCCUGCAAGGGAAAUCAAGACAAUGCUCGAUAGUUUCCUGGUCAAUUUGACAAACCAACUCGCCACCACCUUUGAAGGUGCUCCAAGGGUUGCCACAAACGAACCUACCGCUGAGAACGAGCGACCCAUCCCUGGCGCGUUUGUUCAGAACAACACAGCUACGGCUCAGGCUGAUGCCCACGUCCAGACACAACCUGUUCAACCAGAGGUCAAGGAGGAGAGGAAAGUUCACUCUCGACCCACUCAAAAUGGUAAAGGCGGUUUCAGGCACCGAAGAAUCUGGUGUGAUGGAUGUGAAGAAGGUAUCAGAGGAGUACGAUACAAGUGCGAGCAAUGUCCCGAUUAUGACCUCUGUGGCUCUUGUCUUCCUCUACUCCACUCUUCGGAUCUACAUCCAUCAGCUCACACCUUCAAGGCGAUGCUUCACAGAGAUCUUGAAGAGCGAAUCAAGAUCAAUCCUGAAGGUCAAGCGGAAGAGAACGUUCGACACCCAGCUACUUGCGAUCUCUGCAAUCUUGCUAUCACCGGCAUCAGAUGGAAAUGCCUCAAUUGCCCUGACUGGGAUAGUUGCAAUUCUUGCGCAGCUACUAUUACCGAAACCCACCCUGGCCACUCUUUCGUCAAACUUCACAAGUCUAGCGACUAUGUAUCCAAUGCUUCAGUCGAGGAGAAGGAGUCGGUGUCUCAUCCUCAUGUGAUCUGUGAUGGAUGCAACGGAUACAUCCGAGGUGCUCGAUACAAGUGCAUGCACCCCUCAUGCCCCGAUUACGACCUCUGUGAGGCGUGUGAAUCUUCACCUCACGAGGUACACCCUGUCGACCAUCCUAUGUUAAAGAUGAAGUUACCUCUCAAGUUGAACUUCUCAUCAUCGUUCGAGCCUCUCAGUGAAUCUGAAUUGAGCCCUCGAGGUCAUGGUCACAGACAUGGUCGACGAGGACAUGGUCAUGCCCAUGAAAGAAGAGUCAAUGGCGAUGCGUUUGGACCUAGAAGAGCGGGAUGUUGGAGACAACAUGAAAGCCCCGAAGGUGUGAGAAUCGGUAGAAGAGAUCACGUCAAUCUUGCUACAACCAUUGUUCAAGCCCAAGAGGCCGUGUCGUCAUCUGAAACCCAAACGAGCGACAAAGAACCUGUCGUACCAGGUGGAUUUGUCGCUAGAAACCUUUACGACGCCCAGGACUCUAUUGGUAACCUAUUAGCUCCUCUGACACCCGACAACAAGGUUGUCGAGGUCGAAAGGGAACAAUCUACGCCCACUCCAACUGAAGCAAUCGCUCCAAUUGUAGGAUUAGCCAAAGCAGUCACUUCGAUUAUUCAAGAUUCAGCUACCACCACUUCCCGAAGUGGAACUUGUACACCCAAAGAGCCUGUCACUCCAUUAGACGUAUUCACUUGGGUUCGGCAUUCAACUAUCCCACCAGGAUGUACCUUACCACCUGGUGCGGAAUUCACCAAAACUUGGAAGGUCAAGCACUUCGCCCCUGGGUCAGAGUACGACUUCGAGAAAGUCAAACUUGUACUCAAAUCUGAUGGUUCCCUUGGACCUGCCUCCUACCCUACGAUCGAAUUUACGCAAGACCAAGUCAAAGAUGGUGAAGAGUUGGAAAUUACAAUCCAAGGUCUAAAGAUAUCCGAAUUCGCUGAAAGAGGAGUCGAGGUGGUGGAAUUUUGGAGAUUCGAAGACGAUAAUGGUAUCUCAUAUGGUCAACCCUUAAGACUGAGAUUUACUGUUGAGGAGUUGUCUAAAUCAUCCGAAUCUCUCAACUCAUCAGCUGUGAUUAUGCCAUCGAGUUCCUCUUCUACCGUCUUCACUGUAGACAAAACCAGCUCUCGAGAUUCUAGUCCUGAAUCCCAUCAAGGAUCAAUCUCAACCCCUUGUCAAACCAUGAUCCAUCAAUACACCGGAUCGACGGCUUCCAGUCAAGGUCCUGUUACCACAAAAGUCGACGCUGAGAUCGAUAACGAUGACGAAAGUGUUAUCUCCCUUGACAGUAAUGACAGUGAAAACUCCUUCUUUGACGUUGAUGGCGUUCCGACUGAAACUACUGCGAGCACGACUUCAAAAAGUGGGACUGUCCAUGAUGAGGAUGAAGAUGAGGAUGGCGAUGAUGAUGGAUUUGAAGUUAUUGAAGGUACUGAAGACGAGUUGACUGCUGAUGAGCUCUGA
Kwoniella shivajii is the source of this 3180-nucleotide messenger RNA. RefSeq lists its product as uncharacterized. Gene Ontology annotation, cellular component: amphisome; aggresome. Lineage: Eukaryota; Fungi; Basidiomycota; Tremellomycetes; Tremellales; Cryptococcaceae. Gene Ontology annotation, molecular function: K63-linked polyubiquitin modification-dependent protein binding; zinc ion binding; protein kinase C binding. The record is from RefSeq and is a predicted model, not a curated record. The transcript is spliced from 6 exons. Gene Ontology annotation, biological process: aggrephagy; endosome organization; mitophagy. Bases 1 to 3180 code for a protein of 1059 amino acids.